AUGGCUACUCAAACAGACACAUCUUCAGUAAUAAAUACAAAUCGUUUUCCAGUGAUAAAUACUAUUAAUACUCCGUCAGAUGAGAAUGAUUUAAGAACAAGACUUUCAACAGCAGAAUCUAUCUGGGUUGCCAUUAAAAAUGAAGCACGUGAGUUGUGUACGUUCCACCCAAAAGAAUGGCUCGAUGGUCUGAAGCCAAAUAAGCACUAUCCACUAUUUACGAGAGGAGAUAUCGAUGGAUUUGUAGCAUUGUUUAUCAAUAAUUUGGCGACAUUACUGGCCGUUAUUGGAAAUCUGCUACCAAUAUUAGGAAACGACAUUGUUUAUGGAAGAAUUGUGCCAGGUGUUGGUAUUGCGAUGUUCUGGGGCAAUAUAUACUAUGUAUAUAUGGCACGUAAAUUAGCUCGUAAAGAAAAUCGAAAUGAUGUAUGUGCACAACCGUACGGAAUCAAUACUCCGGGAGCAUUUGCAUUCGUUUUCAGUAUCAUUUUCCCCACGUAUCAUGGAUGUGCUCAAAUAAAUUCGGCAGCUUAUUGUCGGGAAUUGGCGUGGUACGUGGCUUUAGCAAGUAAUUUUAUCACGGGAUGUAUUCUUCUGUUACUAUGCGUUGUUGGGGAACAUAUUCGAAGACACACACCCGCUGUAGCACUAUUGUCGUCAAUCUCCGGUAUCGGAUUUACAUAUUUGGCGUUAAACGAAUAUAUAGAUGUUGCGGAUGUGCCUAUUGUUGCUUUUAUUCCAUUUGCUAUUGUGAUGCUGGGUUAUUUUGGUAAUAUUAAAUUUGGUCCUAUACCCGUCGCCUUUGUUGCUCUUGUAGCUGGCACAGCUUUAGGGUGGGCUACUGGAACGAAUACACGUCAACCUGUUAUCGACGCAAGUCAUUUAGUAAAAGGAUAUGCUCCUGUAUUUCCUAUUGGCGAAAUGUUUCGAAAUAUGAAACAUAUUGGACCGUAUUUAUCGACAACAAUACCAACAGCAAUAUCGAUUGCUAUUGGAACAAUACAAUGUGUUGAGUCAGCAAAACGGGCGGGAGAUUUCUAUCCAACAAGAGAAUCAAUGUUAGCUGAUGGAGUUGGAACUUUAAUAGCGUCAAUAUUCGGCUCAAUACUUGGAAUGACAGCAUUUAUUGGUCAUCCCGCAUUUAAAAAAAUGGGAGCUAGACAAGGUUAUUCUUUAUUAAAUGCCUUUGCUUUUUUACCACUCUGUUUUCUUGGUUUAAUCGCUCUCCUUCUGUCAAUUAUUGCCAUUGUUUCGAUUAAUCCUAUUAUUAUUUUCAUUGGUCUUGUCAUCUGUUCUGAUACACUGGCUAUUACACCUCGUCGUCAUUAUCCUGCUUUUCUCCUUGGCCUCAUGCCGGUGGUUGCCGAUUGGGCUAAAGGAACGAUUAUAAGCGGAGUAACAAGUUCAUAUGAAUCAACGACAAAUAUGACAUUCAGCGACAGUAUUCUAGACUCUAUUAAGGGUUAUAGAUAUCAUGGUUUAGUGAAUUUUGGUGGUGGAGCUUUAUUAAAUUGUAUAUUCAUCGCAGCUAUUCUCAUGUACAUUAUUGAUCGAAAAUUUGUUCGCGCUACUGUAUGGAGUUUGUUAGCUGCUGUUUUUUCAUUUUUUGGUUUGAUUAAUGCAAACAGUGUAGGAUUAUUGUAUCGAAAAACAGAUUAUGGUUGGAAAUUUACUGUAGCUUAUACAAUGCUGGCUGUUUUAUUUUGUACCUUUGAACUUUUGCAACGUUGGCGAUGGGUUGAUCAACCUGAGGAAGAACCCGAUGAUUUAUCAUCGCUGGAAUGGGCUGAAUGGAAUAGAAGAGAAUUAUUAAGACAACAAGAAGGACCAAGUAUCGAUAAAGAUACGAGAAUGGAUCAAAUUAAUUUAAGCACUAAUGGAAGAUCACGAGUUUAA
Molecule: messenger RNA, 1896 nt
Organism: Didymodactylos carnosus
Lineage: Eukaryota; Metazoa; Rotifera; Eurotatoria; Philodinida; Philodinidae
Source: the annotation of a GenBank genome assembly